GAGAGCAGAGCACGCUGUCCUGACUCACACAGCACCGAGGAGUCCCGGUGUGGUCAGCCGCACACAGGACCCGCACUAAGGACCACAGCGGCGGAAGGACACAGGCACCGCGGGACGCAUCACCUCCGACUGAAGUCAAGCAGAAAAAAGAGGGAAAAAAGAAAGAAAGGAAGAAAGAGCCAAUGUCCGGGCUGAAGAAGAGAAACUCCAACUCCUCCGUGGACAGAGAGGAGGACAAGCAGGUCACGGAGAGGAUGCUGUCCACGGCGGAGAAGGCGGCAGUUCCCCCGGGGACAGACGCCAACAACACCGGCACCGGCCCCGCCGCCGGGGCCAAGGCGGAGGAAGGGGUGGUCCUCCAGCGGACCAUCACCCUGGUCAACGGCGUGGCCAUCAUCGUGGGCACCAUCAUCGGCUCGGGCAUCUUCGUCACCCCCACCGGCGUGGUUCGGGAGGCCGGCUCCGUGGGCUUGUCCCUGAUCGUGUGGGCGGUGUGCGGGGUCUUCUCCACGGUGGGAGCCCUGUGCUACGCAGAGCUGGGGACCACCAUCUCCAAGUCCGGGGGGGACUACGCGUACAUCCUGGAGGUGUACGGCUCCCUGCCCGCCUUCCUCAAACUGUGGAUCGAGCUGCUCAUCAUCCGUCCCUCCUCUCAGUACAUCGUCGCCUACGUGUUCGCCACCUACAUCAUCAAGCCCCUGUUCCCGGUGUGUCUGGUCCCGGAGGUCCCGGCCAAGCUGGUGGCCUGCCUCUGCAUCCUCCUCUUGACAUUUGUCAACUGCUACAGUGUGAGGGCGGCCACCAGAGUGCAGGACUUUUUCGCGGCGGCAAAACUUCUGGCGCUGGCUCUCAUCAUCAUCAUCGGCUUCGUGAAGAUCGGCCUAGGUGGCACUGACCGUCUGCUUCCAGAAAAUGCCUUCGAGGGCUCUAAGUAUGAGUUUGGCAGCAUCGGCCUGGCGCUGUACAGUGGUCUGUUCGCCUACGGAGGCUGGAACUACUUGAAUUUUGUAACGGAGGAAAUGAUCGAACCAUACAAAAACCUUCCUCGUGCCAUCAUCAUCUCCCUGCCCAUCGUGGCCAUCGUGUACGUCCUCACCAACCUGGCGUAUUUCACCACCCUGUCCCCAGACCAGAUGCUCAACUCAGAGGCAGUGGCUGUGGAUUUUGGAAACUGUUACCUGGGUCCAAUGUCCUGGAUCAUCCCUGUGUUUGUGGGUCUGUCCUGCUUCGGAUCCGUCAACGGUUCCCUGUUCACAUCAUCCAGGUUGUUCUUUGUCGGGGCUCGUGAAGGUCACCUUCCCAGUCUGCUGUCCAUGAUCCACCCCACUCUGCUGACUCCACUGCCUUCACUCAUAUUCACUUGUGUGAUGACACUGCUCUACGCCUUCUCCAACGACAUCUUCUCCGUCAUAAACUUCUUCAGCUUCUUCAACUGGCUCUGCAUUGCCAUGGCGAUCCUUGGGAUGAUGUGGUUACGUUAUAAGAAACCUGAGAUGGAGCGACCGAUUAAGGUGAACAUCCUUCUGCCCAUCAGUUUUGUGCUGGCCUGCCUCUUCCUCAUCGUCGUCUCCAUCUGGAAGACUCCAAAGGAAUGUGCGAUCGGCUUUGGCAUCAUCGGCACAGGAAUCCCCGUCUACAUGGUCGGAGUGUGGUGGAAGAACAAACCGAAAUGGAUGCUCAACGGAAUCUUCACGACCACAGCCGUGUGUCAGAAGGUGAUGCAGGUGGUGCCUCAGGAGUCCUAAGUCAGCCCUUUGUGUUUGGUAACGACAGCCGGCGGCCAAUCAGAAAGCACCACCAGGGACCUCUGAGCUCUGACAUCACAGCCCGUCAAAUGGAACAAUGACCUCUGUCCCCACUCUGCCUCACCUACACACACAUACACACACACACACACACACACACACACACACACAGGCUUUCUGAUCCAGACCUGACGCAGACGUGCAGAUGCAGGCAUCAUCGCAGCCUCCUGCAUCCGGACCGCCGCUCGCUCUCUGCGUCGCUGCCAUUUUGGACUUGUCCUGUAUUUGACUCCUUCUUAGUUUCUAACUCUCCUUUGUAGCUUCGUCACGGAUUCUCGUUGUGUUUUCUCCCGUGCCGAUCAGUGACUUAUUUUACUGUAUAUUUUUGUGAAUAAGUUCACGAGGAACGUCCCGUCAUCAGAUCCUGUCGUGUUUAUCGAGUUGUGCCUUAACGUGACGGAUGAAGUCAAUACGUUGGCGAUGCGGCAGAUGUUUUACAUGCACACGAAUAUUCCACUGUUAUUCUGAAUUCGACUGGGGUUUCGUAUGCGUCUUAUUCUGUUUAGAUGUUCUUCAGGAGUUUUUCCGAAUGGUGAGCGAGAUGCGUAUGCUGAGGCCCGUAUACGAUAAUCAGAUAUGAGACUUUAUGACUCCGCCCCCUGAAGGAGAGGUAAGGGGUUUGGUUUUGGUUCAGUUUGUUUGUUAACACUAAACUAUUGGUUGAAUUCAAACCCGAUUGGGUUUGUAGGUUUCCUGUGACCCAAAAAAGAUGUCAUUACAUUUUGGGAAAAGUAGGUCAAAGUUCACAUUUUUUUGAAAUUUUCA
Molecule: messenger RNA, 2570 nt
Organism: Sphaeramia orbicularis (orbiculate cardinalfish)
Lineage: Eukaryota; Metazoa; Chordata; Actinopteri; Kurtiformes; Apogonidae
Product: large neutral amino acids transporter small subunit 1-like
Exons: 10
Coding region: 183-1745 (520 amino acids)
Biological process (GO): amino acid transmembrane transport; neutral amino acid transport
Cellular component (GO): membrane
Molecular function (GO): neutral L-amino acid transmembrane transporter activity; L-amino acid transmembrane transporter activity
Source: RefSeq, a predicted model, not a curated record